CAUUUCUGGACCUGCCCUGGGCCAGAGGGGAGCCCACUACCCUGAAGGGACCUGUGAUGACAUUCCAGGAGCAGGCCCCAUAGGAGGCUCCCUGGACUGUGGAGAAUCACAAUAUUCCUGACUGCCAAAACUUUGGAGAAAGACAGUCAGCAGGUACAAAGUUAGAAAGACAACAAAGAAGACAAGUCUGUGCUGUCACCUGAAGCUGGAGAAAUCUUCAAAGAAGAGCUCAGUCACAGCAGUGGACUUUGACCUUGGCACUGAAGAAUGUCUAAAUCUGAAGGAAAUGGACAAAGGAAAGACAGAGAUUUGGGAACCAAUCAAUGAAAAGAGAGAACUUUACUCUCAUCACUGACUUUGUUUUCCAAGGUUUCUCUAGCUUCCAUGAGCAGCAGAUCACCCUUUUUGGCAUGUUCCUUGCACUAUACAUCUUAACCUUAGCAGGCAAUAUCAUCAUUGUGACCAUCAUCUGAAUUGAUCUUCAUCUUCACACACCCAUGUACUUCUUCCUGAGCAUGCUGUCCACUUCAGAGACUGUAUAUACAUUGGUCAUUCUCCCAAGAAUGCUCUCCAGCCUCGUAGGUAUGAGCCAGCCCAUAUCAUUGGCAGGGUGUGCCACACAGAUGUUCUUUUUUGUAACCUUUGGCAUCACUAACUGCUUCCUGCUCACAGCAAUGGGAUAUGACCGCUAUGUGGCCAUCUGCAACCCCCUGAGAUACAUGGUUAUUAUGAACAAGAGGCUGUGUAUCCAGCUUGUCCUGGGGGCCUGCAGCAUUGGGCUGAUUGUAGCAAUAACACAAGUGACAUCUGUAUUCAGGUUACCCUUCUGUGCUAGAAAGGUGCCCCACUUCUUCUGUGACAUCCGCCCUGUGAUGAAGCUCUCCUGCAUUGACACCACUGUCAAUGAAAUCCUGACUUUGAUUAUCAGUGUGCUGGUGCUUGUUGUACCUAUGGGUCUGGUUUUCAUUUCUUAUGUUCUCAUUAUCUCUACAAUCCUCAAGAUUGCUUCAGUUGAGGGCCGGAAGAAGGCUUUUGCCACCUGUGCAUCCCACCUCACUGUGGUCAUUGUCCACUACGGCUGUGCCUCCAUUGCCUACCUCAAGCCCAAGUCAGAGAACACCAGAGAACAUGACCAGCUGAUCUCGGUGACCUACACUGUCAUCACUCCCCUACUGAACCCUGUGGUAUACACCCUGAGAAACAAAGAGGUCAAAGAUGCUCUGUGCAGGGCUGUUGGUGGGAAGUUUUCCUGACCAUUUAGGAAGAGUUCUCCUGAGGCUGUCAACAUCCACACUAGGCAGGAAUAUGAGGUGUAAACUCACAAACGCUUGGCUCCUAGAGACCUGCCCCUUAAAUAAGAGGCAAAAGAGGAAUAGCAGUUUCAUACAACUGGGAGUCUGAAGCUUUAAAUAAAGUUACUGGAUGGAGUGUUAUCCCU
Messenger RNA from Pan troglodytes (chimpanzee), 1438 nucleotides. RefSeq names its product olfactory receptor 10J1. Gene Ontology annotation, molecular function: olfactory receptor activity; G protein-coupled receptor activity. Gene Ontology annotation, biological process: G protein-coupled receptor signaling pathway. Gene Ontology annotation, cellular component: membrane. NCBI's taxonomy places the organism in Eukaryota, Metazoa, Chordata, Mammalia, Primates, Hominidae. Bases 498 to 1253 code for a protein of 251 amino acids. The record is from RefSeq and is a predicted model, not a curated record. The transcript is spliced from 4 exons.